Molecule: messenger RNA, 296 nt
Organism: Pteropus alecto (black flying fox)
Lineage: Eukaryota; Metazoa; Chordata; Mammalia; Chiroptera; Pteropodidae
Product: peptidoglycan recognition protein 1-like
Exons: 1
Biological process (GO): defense response to Gram-positive bacterium; peptidoglycan catabolic process; detection of bacterium
Molecular function (GO): N-acetylmuramoyl-L-alanine amidase activity; zinc ion binding; peptidoglycan immune receptor activity
Source: RefSeq, a predicted model, not a curated record
UGCUCCCUGCGCGCCAUGUCCCGACGCUGCGCGCUGGUCCCCUGGGCGCUCCUGGCCCUGCUCGGCCUCGGAGCAGCGCAAGAAGACGAGCCCUGCUGCGGCCCCAUUGUGCCCCGGAGAGAGUGGGGGGCCCAGGCGUCCGAGUGCGUGCAGAGUCUGAACCAACCACUGCGCUACGUGGUGGUGUCGCACACGGCGGGCAGCGUGUGCAACACGCCGGUCUUGUGCCGGCAGCAGGCCCAGAACGUGCAGCACUACCACAAGCAGACGCUCGGCUUCUGCGACGUGGGCUACAA